Nomia melanderi (Alkali bee) is the source of this 1897-nucleotide messenger RNA. The record is from RefSeq and is a predicted model, not a curated record. NCBI's taxonomy places the organism in Eukaryota, Metazoa, Arthropoda, Insecta, Hymenoptera, Halictidae.
UCUGCCCUGGAGCUAUUCAGUGCUCGAACGAGCACCAGCCAAGUCCUAACUAGAUCGAGCGAGUGUCAGACGAGCGAAGCUUGCACUGGUCGCGAGGUAGAAGCGGUAGAAUCCAGAUUCCGAAAUGAAGAUCGCUUUGUUGAUCGUCUGUUGCGCGGUCAGCGCGAUCGCCGCGCAAAAUGCCACCGAGGAGCAGCCAGUGGUGCACGCGCCGAUCGGUCCGAUCCGCGGGUCGUUCUUGACCUCCAGAUUGGGGAAGAAGAUCUACUCGUUCCGCGGCGUGAGAUACGGCGAGUCGCCCACCGGUCAUCAACGUUUCCAGCCCCCGAUUCCGGCGGAAGACUGGCAGGAUGUGUUCGACGCCUCCGAGGAGGGGCCUAGCUGUCCUCGUCCGGGAGGUCUGUUGCAGUCCGAAGAUUGUCUGCGUUUGAACGUGUACACCACGAAGUUGCCCUGCGAGACGGAGAAUGUUUCGAGACCCGUGAUGGUGUUCAUCCACCCAGGUGGCUUCUACGGCUUCUCAGGCCAGAGUUCGCUGUUCGGGCCGCAAUACCUCUUGGAUAAGGACAUCGUUUUGGUCACUAUUAACUAUCGUCUAGGAGCUUUAGGUUUCCUAAGCACCGGAGACAACCUGGCGCCAGGCAACAUGGGUCUGAAGGAUCAAGUGAUCGCUCUGCGUUGGAUUCAACGGAACAUCGCCGCUUUCGGUGGCAACCCGAACGCCGUCACUUUGUGCGGCUACAGCGCUGGCAGCUUCAGCAUCCUGCUGCACAUGGUGUCACCGAUGACCAAGAAUCUGUUCCACAGAGCUAUCAUGAUGAGCGCUUCGCCGAUAGGCACCGACGUCUAUCACGGCGUCGCUAACAACGGCCAGAAAGAGCUGUCCAAGAAGCAGGCCGAGGCCGUGGACUGUCCCACGGACACCACGGGCUCCAUGUUGAUCUGCCUGUACACGAAACCCGCGGAGAACUUCACCAGCACUUUGGACUCGUUAUUCGACUGGCGCGGCAAUCCGAUUCUGCUCUGGAAACCUACGGUGGAGCCCGAGGUUCGCGGCGUGGAGAGAUUCUUGACCGCCCAACCGUACGACUUGAUUAAACAGGGGAAAUUCCACCAGGUUCCUGUCAUACUUGGGGUCACCGAGAACGAGUUCGGGGGAGUGGCUGCUGCUUACGAGAAAGACGCGAGGAACAACGGGACGUUGUACCAGGAGCUCAACGACAACUGGACUCGUCUAGCUCCCAUCAUAUUCUAUUACGAGCGCGACACGCCUCGAUCGAAUUACAUCAGCAGGGAAUUGAAGCGAUUCUACUUCGACGACCAGCCAAUCACCUCGGCCAACAACAAGGAACUCGCUGAGGUGUACGGCGACGGUAUAAUUAUAUUCUCCAUGCUCCGAACGGCCAGGGUCCUAGCCACGUAUUCCAGACUGCCGGUCUACUUCUACAAAUUCACAUUCAAGUCGCGUUACAGUUUCGCCAUGUGGAACGACACAACUCCGUUCGGUGUGGCGCACCACGACGACCUGCAGUAUCUGUUUUUCAUGAAAGAGAUCUUCCCGUACUUCGAGAGCGACGCACCUGAAAUUCCCAUGGUGGAGAUCUCCACCUCCAUAUGGUCGAACUUCGUGGAAUGCGGCGAACCGAUUCCGAGGAACAACGAGAAGCUCAAGGGAGUGACCUGGAGCACGUUCGUGCCGGCCAGAAACAAUUAUCUCGAACUGAACCUACACCCCAGCAUCAAGACAGAUUUCUUCCCCGAGAGAAUGCGCCUGUGGGAGAGAUUGUUCCCCCUGCCUUCCUCGCAGAACGUGAAACACUGAGAAGCUUUGUAAACGAGUAACAAGCGCGAUAGACCUUUUAUCCCGGCGCUGAGAAUAAAAUAUAGCGAACAAGUA